AUGGUGAUCGAAGGUCCCUUGAAGGACAAGCUGGAAGCCUUGAAGUUCAAGCCGACAUCUAGACGGACCGGCAAGCCGUUGGUUGGGACAGCCCCUGCUUCUGCAACUCCAGCUUCAACCCCGACCACACCAGUGAACGCACGGCAAAGUAGUGUGGGAGGCCUAGCAGUUCAUGUCAGCGUGAGGUGUCGGCCGGCCACUUCUUCCAAGCAGGUCAUUGAUGUUUCUUCCGAGCCUCUGGGAGGAGACAAGGUUGCCUUGAAACUGACGGCACCUAAAUCGGGAAACGAGGGCGAGGAUGAUAAGGCGGCCGCACGAGCGUACCGCUGCAACACCUACUAUGGCCCCUCGGCUUCCCAAGAAGAAGUCGCAUCCUCCGCAGCAUCGCUUGUCCAGCAUGCAAUGGAAGGCGGAAGCGGCAGUAUUCUUUGUCACGGCAUCACUGGAAGUGGUAAAACUCACACGAUGUGUGGGACCUCGAAUGCCUCUGGCACCUCUGGUAUCGUGCAAAGCGUAGGGAGGCGCAUGUUCGAGCACAUCCGGGAUCAAGUUGCCUCUGGCCGAGUCUACAUGGUUGAGGCCUCGUAUGUACAGAUAUUCUCAGCCGAUGGCUCCACAGAGCAGCUGAUCGACUUGCUUGCCGACACUGAGACUGACCUCGAGAUCAAGCAAGAUCCACGCAAUCCGCUGUCCUUUGUUUGUGCGGGCUUGCAACGCAUCCCCAUUCGAUCUCCGGAUGACAUGCAGCAAGUGCUCAACAAAGGACUGCAGCGCAGCCAGGCAAAAGAAAAUGCGGGCAUCGCCGCCGCUAGAUCGCAUUGCCUGUUUAUGCUGACCGUGGAGAGUAUGUCAGAACAGUCUUCAAAUGGCGAUUCUGGAGUCACAAAGGGAAAGCUGGUCCUUGUGGACCUAGCCGGCUCUGAGAGCAUGUUGAAAGCUUCAAGCUCAGAUGUUGCCAGAAGGCAGGCCCUGGGUAUCAAUCGUACCCUGGCAUCCUUAAGCAUGGCCGUAAACAGCACCAGUGGAGCCUCGGCCGUCAAGGGCUCCUGCUUGACCCAGUUUCUCAGAGACUGCAUGGGCGGAAGUGCACGAACGCUGGUGGUUGCAACCAUUGGCCCAGAACUGGAGGACAUGGAGGAAACAAUCAAAACGCUGACAUAUGCGCAGCAGAUGAUGACGAGCCUGACGGUACGAACCUCAAACGUGGGUCUGAACCGCAUUGAUCAGGAUCAGAGUUCUCUGAUGCAGAUGCGAGACAGACACAACGAGUGCAUCCGGAUGCUCAAGGACAAGGUGAGUGAUUCCAGGGAGGAGGAGCAAGAGGAAAGAAGGAGGUUGCAGACUGAGAUGAACGAGAUCAAUCAGCGACUUCUGACCAAAGACUCGGCAGAGAAGACACUGGAGGAAAUGCGACAACAGCAGUUUAGCAAGAUGGAUGCCAUGAGAACAGAGAUCUCAGAGGCGAUGAACAAUCAGAUGGACAUGCUGAGGAAGCAAUCCCAGGUGGAGCUGGAAAGCUUGCGAGCGACCGUGGAGAAGUCGCAACAAGAAUCCGAACGCGUGAAGAAGGAAGCAGAGGCCCAUGAAGCAGCCGUCGUCAAGCUGCAGGCUACUCUUCAAGAUGCUCAACAAGCGCGGAGAGCUGCUGAAGAAGAGGCAUCAACAUUGAGGGUGAAGCUGGCGACAGCAGAAGAGCGUGCUAGCAUGCUUUCUUCAAGACAGGAGGAGCUGCGAAAGGAACGCGCAGAGUUUGAUGAGGAGAGAAAACAGCUCAGGCAGCAGGGAGAGCAGCAAUGGCAACGACUGGCGGUGGUCGAAGCUGAGCUUUCGAAGUUCAAGUCCGAAGCAGAGGUCCAGAAGAAAGAGAUUGAACGACUCAACGCCGUAAGAGGGGAG
Messenger RNA from Symbiodinium natans, 1896 nucleotides. The record is from the annotation of a GenBank genome assembly. NCBI's taxonomy places the organism in Eukaryota, Dinophyceae, Suessiales, Symbiodiniaceae.